AUGGGUUUCCCAGUCGAAGCUGAAGCAUACAUCAAUUUCAUUUUCGCUCGUAUCGCUGAAUGGCGCAAAGUUGCAGAGACUUCGACAAAAGUUCAUCACCUGCCACUGAUGUUUAGCAUCGAUGGCUCAACCGAUCUCCCAGAAUUGGAACUUGAUCAUUUGUCUGGCUAUCAAGAUUCUCGACCAGUCCGCAUUGGCAAUGCCGCAACAGACCAUGUACAGCUUGACAUCUACGGUGAGUUGAUGGACUCAAUCUAUCUGUACAACAAGCAUGGCAAACCGGUUUCAUAUGCUCAAUGGCUGGAUGUUCGCUAUAUUACCGACUUUGUCUGCAAAGUGUGGGACCAACCAGACAUGUCAAUCUGGGAAGUCCGUGGGCAGAAACAAAACUUCGUCUACUCCAAAAUGAUGCUCUGGGUGGCUGUCGACCGGGCACUUCGUCUGUCCGAAAAGCGGAACUUCCCUUGUCCCAAUCGCCUCAAAUGGCUUGAGACCCGCGAUACAAUCUAUGAGCAGGUGAUGCAGCGCGGCUUCAACUAUGACUUGAAUUCCUUCGUUCAAAGCUACGAGUCAAACACAACACUCGACUCUGCUGUUCUUGUCGCACCUUUGGUUUUCUUCAUGUCCCCUAAUGAUCCUCAAUUCAUCGGUACGCUCGAUCGUAUUCUUAGAAGUCCCGAGAAAGGUGGUCUCACCUCCGCCGGAUUUGUCUUUCGAUAUGACCACGAAAAGACUGACGAUGGCGUUGGUGGUCGCGAAGGAACCUUCGUCAUGUGCACGCUCUGGCUAAUCGAAGCCUUAGUGCGGGCAGGCAAAUACAGCAAGCAAUAUCUCGCCACAGCAACCACCAUGUUUGAGACUGUCACCAACUUCCGCAAUCACUUGGGAAUGCUCUCCGAGGAAAUCUCCCUCAGCGGCUCUCAAUUAGGAAACACACCACAGGCAUUCAGCCACCUAGCUUACGUCUCUGCUGCUUUGAAUUUAGAGAGAGUUGGGAACCGUGAUUGA
Molecule: messenger RNA, 1008 nt
Organism: Exophiala bonariae
Lineage: Eukaryota; Fungi; Ascomycota; Eurotiomycetes; Chaetothyriales; Herpotrichiellaceae
Exons: 2
Coding region: 1-1008 (335 amino acids)
Biological process (GO): carbohydrate metabolic process
Molecular function (GO): hydrolase activity, hydrolyzing O-glycosyl compounds
Source: RefSeq, a predicted model, not a curated record